UCGAAAGUGCGCACCCAGACCUAGUGUCCAGGCACCUCUAGAGUUGCCGGUGAGCCUUAAAGCUCCAGAAGUCUGAGCAAAAGUAACCUUGGUUAAGCCUGAAUCUUUCGUGUUGAUAACUUUGACGUGCAUGGACGAAGUACCGUUAAUGGUAGAACCCGUUCCAAUAAAACGGUUUUGCGAUUUAUUAAUCCCUUCCGCUUACAAUUGGAGUGUAUCGUAUAGGAUAGUGGUGUUUGAACGAAUGCGAUUCAAAGUUCAGGCAAACAAGAUUCGCUUAUCCUAUACGUACCGACGGAACGAACUAAUGUCCUAACUGUUGAAAAAUGGCUCAUUGAGACGUAACAAGAUUAUAGAGAGGAUUUAAAACAAAAAAAUACCAGAUUACUGGGCAGAACCACUAAAAAUAUUCUGCUCUCGAACGCCGUUAGGGAAGACCCGGAAUACUCGAAGUGAUUAAGCGCGGCCACGCAUGUUGACUCCAUAGCGUGUCCAGUCUCUUAUAAUUGUAUGCUAAUACGGUAGCUAGUCUCCGUUGGUGCCUUCACGGAAUGUCCGUGCUGGCUUCGGACGAGUGGCUUUCAGCGAGGCCUAGACGAAGGCCGUAUCCAUACGAGGACGUGGAUGAGGCCAGCGAAAGUGGCGAGUCGUUCAUCCCUGACGAAGACCUCUGCAAUAUGAACCGGUACGCCACGCUUUCGGCGCUUGGAGACGGUACCUAUGGGACUGUCCUACUCGGUCAAAGACUUGAUACGGGCGAGAAAGUCGCCAUCAAACAAAUGAAGAAAAAGUACUAUUCAUGGGAGGAAUGUAUGAACCUUCGCGAAGUCAAGUCACUGCAAAAGUUAAGCCACACAAACCUGAUUAAACUGAAGGAGGUCAUUCGCGAGGACAAUACGUUGUACUUUGUGUUCGAGUACAUGAAACAAAAUCUCUACCAACUUAUUAAAGACAGAGAAAAGCCUUUUCCUGAGUCGGUGAUACGAAAUAUCGUCCAGCAGAUAUUCCAGGGUUUGGCGUUUAUGCAUAAACAUGGAUUUUUCCAUCGGGACAUCAAACCGGAGAACCUAUUGUGCAUGGGUCCCGAUGUAAUCAAGAUAGCUGACUUUGGACUCGCCCGAGAGAUUCGGUCCCGACCGCCAUAUACUGAUUAUGUAUCCACAAGAUGGUAUCGGGCCCCAGAAAUUCUACUUCGUUCUACCAACUACUCAUCGCCAAUUGAUAUCUGGGCUGUGGGGUGCAUUUUUUCAGAACUGUACACGCUACAGCCGCUCUUUCCUGGUCGUUCAGAAAUUGACCAAAUCUUCAGAAUCUGCUCUGUACUGGGAACGCCCGAUAAACGUGAAUGGCCGGAAGGUUACACUUUGGCAGCCGGCAUGAACUUCCGUUUUCCUCAAUUUACCGAAAUGAGUCUAGAAAGCCUCGUACCAAACUGUAGCACGGAAGGUAUUACUCUCUUGAGGGAUAUGCUCAGCUGGAAUCCAUCAAGACGUCCAACUGGUACUGCCGCACUACGGUAUCCGUAUUUUCGAGAAGGGCCUCGAGUGGGGCCUAUGUAUUCGCUGAACCAGCAAAUGAAACAACAGCAAAGAUCGGCGAUGGCUCGGUCCUACCAGGAGUUCGCCGAUAGACGUUUGUUACAGGAUCUGGAGAACGGCAGUUUUGAGCUAAAACCUCAGUCGAAGACUUGGUUUAACAUCAAAUGGGAUGUUGAUUGCAGCGAGUCGAAGAUCAAUGAGAUGACCUCAGAAAUACACAAACCUCCGGAUGACGAUUUCGACAUCAAUCGGAACAGCCAGAGUCAAAAGGCCUGGGCUUACCAGGGGCCAAGAGCCAACUCGAACAUGGUCAAGCGGAAGAACAGUGGAAACCCCAUGCGGAUGGUACCUCCCGGUAUGGAAGUCAUACAGAGCACCGAGAGUCUCUUGCAGGAUGCAGAGCUCAUCUCCCUCAUGAAUAAAUCCCUCGGAGCUAGCUAUGGCAGCGGGAGUAUCCGGGGGCCAACACUGUUCAACCCAAACGGAACCCGGAGAUUGGCAGGAAAUAUCCCGUCCAGCAGCCAACAAAGCACACAGCCAGCCAUCCACGGAAGAACGGACUGGGCGGCAAAGUAUCUGAAAUAGAAGCUGAAAUUCUACUGGAUCUACUUGGGGCGAUUAAGCGUGUCUAAGCAGCGUGAAGGACCGCUGAAGCCAGACCCGCCCGACGACACGAAUCAGACGAACCACGCUGGACGGAAUAUUAGCUGAGACGCUAAUCAACGACAACAUAGCAACAUCGUCGUUAAUUGAAUUUUUGUAAAAUAUGUAAAUUAUAUCUCGAUGCAUAAGUAUCAACCAAGCGCAACAGUUUCUACAUGUUAAAGCUACAUAAGAUCAAAUACGACGAGUUUCUCGAAAUAGCAAAAGCAAUGACAUCUCUAUGUACAACAUACGGCGAGAGCCGAUUAGAUGCCAUCUAAGGCUAACUGUGUCAAGCGUAACUGUAACACGAGCUAAACCCACAAAUAUACCGAAGCUUUAUUUGCAUACGAUGUAUUAGAACGUGAAGAAAGCUAACUCAUUAACUCCGUUUCAUACAGAUAUUGCUUCACCUGCAUUAGAAAAAAUAUCUUCUUAUAGUCAUCUAAAUUGCUACUUAAAAAUAUUACAUACAAUAAAACUAAAAAAAUAUUAUUACAAUAAAACAUAGCUUCGAAAAACACUUGAACAAGUAACAUACAACGAGUAACUCUUUGUUUUCUCGAUUACGUUCUUCGUCAUAUAUGAGUUAAGUGUAGAUUGUUUUUCAGCAAAAAGACAGUCAAUCGACUUCUGCUGUACGAAACGCUCGAUAUGAAGCUAGAUCAGUUAGAUAUGCUGUAAUAUAUAUACGUUAUAUCGUGU
Molecule: messenger RNA, 2885 nt
Organism: Varroa destructor (honeybee mite)
Lineage: Eukaryota; Metazoa; Arthropoda; Arachnida; Mesostigmata; Varroidae
Product: serine/threonine-protein kinase ICK-like
Biological process (GO): protein phosphorylation
Molecular function (GO): protein kinase activity; ATP binding
Source: RefSeq, a predicted model, not a curated record